AACCAAAUAUUACAAGAAAAAAAACCUAAGUAUACAGACCUAAAUUUCGUAUUUCGGCAAAUUUCCGUUUGAUUUUCAUCCAUGGCUAGACAUGAAUUUGACGCUCAUCACCAUAAACAACAUGCUAGAUAUUCAAAGUUUCGACCUGGUGAUGAUGAAGAGGAAGGUGAAAUUCUCGAGGAGGAAGAAGAUCAAUAUCUGGUAAUCACUUUUCCCUUUUAUCGGAUUUUUUUUAUUCUGUUCUUCUAUUGAAUAACUUUUUAUGAUUAAUUUUUUUUCUUUUCCAAAACCUCAAUUAUGACUAAUUAAUUAAUGUCAAACAAAAGACUACUUUGUGAUGAAAUUACAGGCGAAAGUGUUUAAUUAGGGGGAAACUUGGAAGAGUAAUCACCGUUUAAUUAGGAACUAAUUAUGAGAGGUGGCAUUGAGGAUCGAAGUCUUGUGGGGAUGGAUUUAUAGGGGACAUGCAUGUUGAUUAUGAUUCGAGAAAACGCAGGAAGGUGGAUGAUCGAAUUGAGCAUUGUAGUCCAGAUGUUUGGGAUAUGUAAGGUUGCAGUCAGGAGAUGGUAUUAGAGAAAUAGAGAAAGAGGCAUGACAGGAAGGAUGUUCAGGAGAGGGGUACAAAAAGGGAGUGGCAGAGGGAGAAGCAUGGCAGCUAAGACAUUCGGGAGAAGGAGAGGCGUGGCUGUAAGGGUAUGGAUUGGAAUCGGGACAUGAAAAGUAGAGAAAAGAAGAAUAUUAGGCAUCGAGAACAUGAGCAGUUAGAACAUUGUGAUGAAACAACAAGAUAUGCAGAGAAGGAUGUUGCUUGUGAGGAAACUGUUGAACCGAAACUUUCUGAACUGGAAGAAGAAGAGAAUAUUGAUAGAGUUGAGGAAAGCAGAAAAAGAAGGCAAGCAAUUUUGAAAAAAUACAAAUAUAAAAAACUAGAGUUACAAAAUCAGGUUCAACCUCAACCUGAGGUCCCAGAAAAAGAAGAAAAUGCUUCUCUACCUAUAGACAAGGUACUGGGGCACUCUUCUCUUACUAUUAGUAUUGUUCCUGAACUUUCAGAUUGUAAGGAUGUUGUCCCAGAUGUUGAUGGUGUUGACUCGAUAUUCUCAGUAGGGAAAUCGCCGCUACCAAGUAUAACGGCAGUUUCUGAGAAGACUCAAGGUGCUGAGGGAGUGGAUUCUGGUGCUUCAAAGAGGAAAGGAGAUGGUUUACAAGUGAAAAGAAGUGGGCCCAAUGAUAAUUGGGAUAAUAAACAUGGGCAUUAUAACUGUAAAGCUGGAGAUAUACUUGUCAGCAUGUAUGAGGUCACUGCUAAACUUGGGAGUGGUGUUUCUUCCACUGUUGUUCACGCCAAGGAUCUCAAGGCAGGGAAACAUGAUCCAAAAGAAGUUGCCAUAAAGAUCAUAUACAAUAAUGACAUCUUGAGCAAAGCUGAUCAACUAGAGCUGGUUAUAUUAAAGAAGCUAGCUGCUGCAGAUCCAAAGGAUAGAUCGUACUGUGUACGAUUACUCUCAAGUUAAGCAUAGGAAUCAUCUUUGUUUAGUUCUUGAAUCACUUGAUUCGAGUCUACGUAAGAUUAUAGAUCAUAGCACUGGCCAUCAAUUAACUGUAGUGAUGGCUUACACGGAACAAAUGAUUAUCUCAUUAAAGCAUCUCAAAGAGUGUGGCGUUCUGCAUUGUGAUAUAAAGCCAGACUAGUUAGCAAGGCGAAAAAUAGUAUAAAAGUUUGUGAUUUCGGUGUUUCCA
Messenger RNA from Papaver somniferum (opium poppy), 1740 nucleotides. Its product is annotated as serine/threonine-protein kinase PRP4 homolog. The record is from RefSeq and is a predicted model, not a curated record. The coding region runs from base 696 to 1514 and encodes 272 amino acids. Gene Ontology annotation, biological process: peptidyl-serine phosphorylation; peptidyl-threonine phosphorylation. Gene Ontology annotation, molecular function: ATP binding; protein serine/threonine kinase activity. The transcript has 2 exons. NCBI's taxonomy places the organism in Eukaryota, Viridiplantae, Streptophyta, Magnoliopsida, Ranunculales, Papaveraceae.